This is a messenger RNA of Westerdykella ornata, 1815 nucleotides long. RefSeq lists its product as uncharacterized. The transcript has 2 exons. The record is from RefSeq and is a predicted model, not a curated record. Bases 1 to 1815 code for a protein of 604 amino acids. NCBI's taxonomy places the organism in Eukaryota, Fungi, Ascomycota, Dothideomycetes, Pleosporales, Sporormiaceae.
AUGGAGAUCCCACGCGGGCAUGCCAUGCUCCCACUCAAAGAAGCAGACCUUUUGGAUUUCAUUUACAAUUACUUCAAGGCCGAAUAUGCGCCCAUCCGGUCAUUUUGGUCGACAGCAGCAGCGGAGCCCCGGCAGCCCCAGCGAUGGGUGUCCAUGGGUCACGAGCUCACUCCCCUCACCUUCAGACCCGCCAACGCCCAAGCACAGAAAGAUCUGGAGUCCCUGGACUAUUUUAUUCGUGAGAAGAAUCUCGACGCCGCUUUCGUGAGAGGUCUGGUCGUAAGGUUCGCCAAGUACGAAGUGCAUGAGCGUCUAGAGAAGAAGCUGUACGAGAGUGCAAGGUUGGAUCUGAUGGUGCGCAAGGCACUGAAAGAGAAGCAUGUCAUUGACGCUCUAUGGCCGUCCCCAGCUGCACGCGAUAUCCCCCAGGAGCUGUUGAAGCAGGGGGUCCAAGUUCGGCAGUGGUACGGAGACAUGUUUGUUAAGUACUUCCGGCACCUCCACUCAUUAGACGAUUUCAGUCUACGGCCUGAGGUCGAUGCAAAGAUAAGAAGUAGUGGGGCCCUGAUGCUGGUACCGUUUGUUGACCACCUCGUGUUUGGCACUGUCGAUCCCAUCUUUCCCAUCGUCGCCAAAGGAGCUGGGUACGCCAAUUCGCAGGCAUGGCAGCAGAAGGACAGUCGGGGAACGUUUGGGGAGCCCGAGCAAUUCGAGAUCAGGUUCGAUGCGGCUGGGGACAUCGAAGAGACGCAAACGAGGAGCGUGGUGCGACAGUGUCACUGCCUGAAGUGCGGAGCAAAAAGAGAUGUCAAAGUCAUUAUAUCGCUCGACCCAAGUCCAUCGUCCGCUGCCGCGGCGAGCAGAUCCUCGAAGCAAAGCACGAAUAGGGAAACCACCGAGGCCCGCCCCCCUACACCACCAUCUCAACGUCGACCACAGAUACAGGAUCGACCUGUAUCCCCGCUGCAGAAGAAACAGUGUCCUCGCUGCACGUUCCUGAAUCACCCGGACCUGACAACUUGCGAGAUGUGCCAGGGAGACCUUCCGGAAACGCUGGUUUCAGAUCCCCCGAGCCCUGCAAGGACAUCGACCGGCAAGCCAUCGCAUGCUCGUUCGGAAUCCCAUCCGCCUUCGAGCACCACCGACCCGCAACGAUCAGAAAUGAGAGAGACUGCACGGCCAGCAGCUCCAAACAGACACAGCUUGAGCUCAACGCUCUUCUCCAUCUUUCCCUUCUCGCAGCAUGCGCAGACCGAACACCACGCCAGGUUACCUCCGUCACAACCUGUUGCGGAACCCAAAGCGCAACCCGUGAGCACCAAGCCCGACAAGGACUCUGUUGCUACAGCCUCGAAGCAACAGCGUGGUAGCCGAGACGUAGAUGAAGUGUUGCCUUCUUCGCCCGAACCCGGCCCGUCGCGCCCAUCAACCGCAGAAUCCCACCCAGCGGAGCCUAGCACACCACCGCUGUCGCAGUCUCCCCAAUUCCCCGCCCUGUUGCCGUUCUCUCCCCCUUCGCCUCGGUCUCCCGAUGCACCUCCGCCCGCGGGACUUCCGCACACGCUUGUGGAGUACGACUUUGUUCCUGUGUCGGCCUCUCCGACCUUUGCUGGCGCUGGAAACGAGGAGGAAGACGCUGGAUGGGGGGAAGUGUCCCGGGAGGAAGCGAGGAGGAGUGCAGAGGACCAAAGAAGGGACGAUGCUAAAGACGAGGGUGAGGAUGAUGAAGAAGGGGGGAAAGCGAGGGGGAUGAUUGAUCUGGAUGCUGUUGCUAGGGAGGAGAUGGGAGUCUGGGGGAUCCGGGAUGAUGAAUAG